ACAUUCGUCCAAGUGGAGCAUGACAGGCCGGCAUCGGUCGGUUGAGGUUUCCGGGCAACUCUCUACCGCGAUAACGGUGUACUCCCGCAACAGAUUCCCAGCUGUUUACGCGAAUAAAGCUGAAUUAGAUUAAAGUCAUCCAGACGAGCGUUCACCCCGUUGCUUCACUGAGUCUCCAGUCUAACACACGGCUGUUUUUCCUCUUCUUGGCGGAGCUUGAAAAGUCAAAAUGGCAGACCAGCUGACUGAGGAGCAGAUUGCAGAGUUCAAGGAGGCGUUCUCGCUGUUCGACAAGGACGGCGACGGAACCAUCACGACCAAGGAGCUCGGCACCGUCAUGCGCUCCCUGGGCCAGAACCCCACCGAGGCCGAGCUGCAGGACAUGAUCAAUGAAGUCGAUGCUGAUGGUAACGGGACAAUCGAUUUCCCCGAGUUCCUGACAAUGAUGGCGAGAAAGAUGAAGGACACAGACAGCGAGGAGGAGAUCAGAGAAGCAUUCAGAGUCUUUGACAAGGACGGUAACGGCUACAUUAGCGCAGCAGAGCUACGACACGUCAUGACCAAUUUAGGGGAGAAGCUCACUGACGAGGAGGUGGACGAAAUGAUCCGUGAGGCUGACAUUGACGGUGACGGUCAGGUCAACUACGAGGAAUUUGUCCAGAUGAUGACCGCCAAGUGAAGAGAAUGCAGACUUUUCUCUUAAAACGUUGCUUGUCCUCUUAAGAUCACUGUCUUUAAGAACAAAAAGGAACACCCCCCCCCCCACUCUUUGUCUCCCCCAAACAAAACAAAACCAUCACAUGUAGAAUUUGGCCAAUUGUUCUGAAUACAUCCAAGUACUUCUGAGGUACCUGUUAAGCAUGUACCUCCAGACUAAUCCCUGAAGAAGUUAAUGGACCAAGCCUUAAGAAGGCCAAAGGCCUCUUUUACUUCCGAGCAAGAUUCUGCGGAGUCACCCAACUCAUGAAUAAUUUAGAGGAAAGGGCAGAGCUGCCACUGCAAGGGGGGGGGAGGGGUUGGGAACUGGUGCCACCGAUCAUUUUAGAGAAGUUGGCUAUUUAAAUCUUUCCGCUUCUGCAAAGAACCUCGCCUCUGUACUAGCACAAGUGGUGAUUCUCUAAAUACCAAUUUGAGUACUCUUCUUGCAUGCAGCCGUUCUGUGGUGGUCUCCUGUCUCGACAAGGUGGUUCUGAUCCCAUCAGAGGUAGUGGUCAGAUUGUGUACACAGUGAAGGUAUAUACAUUCAUAUAGCUAUAUAUCUGUAAAAAAAAAAAAAAUAUGUGUCACUAUUGGUUAUUUCCAGAGCAACUAGUUGCAGUCUGUGGUGUUCAUUGGUGCUUGGUUGGAAAGUGUGGCUAAGAACAAGAGACUGAUUGAUCCCCCCCCCAAGUGGGAUCUGUUGUUUUGAGUGGGUUGCUUUACGUUGCCAGGGCAACCGAGCGGAGACGCUAGUGUGACGUGUUGCUUGAGGCUGGUUGUUGUGAAGAUGCACUGGAGGACUGCUGUUAAUACAUUUGUUCUGCAAACAGAUACAAUAUUGAUGUAAUGCUUUAUAAACGUGUUCUCAAACUUACAAGUAUUGACUACAAACUUUGCUCACAAAAUCUCUCUCUCUAUAUAUGCAGUAUAUAUCGGUGUGUUGUAAAGUUUGCAUUGCCUGUUGUUGUUGUUGUUGUUGUAGAAGUAGUAGUAAAUGGCUUGUGGUCUGUUUUCUCUUUGGUUUUGAAAUGUGCCAUAAUGCUCCCAAAACGCCUCAACCUUCUUGCACGAUUCAUAGUUCUAGUGACAAAAGAAGAAGAAAAAGAAAAUAUCUACUCUACGAUGCUGUAUUAGAAAACAUGCCAUGUUUGCACUUUGGUAUAAACCAUGUGGAUGUUGCAGAAAGUUUUCUUUAAAAAAAAAAAAAAAACAGAUGAAAAAGAAACCAAAUUUGACUGUUGCUGCUGCAAUAACAACUCACGUGUUUUCCUAUUUCCUCGUCCUUGUUGGCUGUCCGAUCUUCAGUUUGUAGUCCAGUGAUUCAACCUCGAAUCUGCUUGCUUGUUUUACUCAACACCAUACAUAUACCGUACUGUAUAUUUACAAGUACCUAACGUAGUUGGCCUGUUUAGAUGAUACGUGAGCUUCAGAAAGGGGUCGUAGCAAUUUGUUUGGUUUUUGGGGGGUUUUCCUAAAGAAACCAUUUAGAUGCGAUUAAUACCACUCUCUACGUUUGAUUAUGACAUGAGGUAAUAUAAUAUGGACUGUUGGCUUCUGCUGAUGGCAUAUGUAAAGAUGUUCUAUAUUUUCCAUAAAUCAAUAAACUGAAUGAGCUUUACUUCA
Messenger RNA from Dunckerocampus dactyliophorus (ringed pipefish), 2322 nucleotides. RefSeq names its product calmodulin 3a (phosphorylase kinase, delta) (gene calm3a). The record is from RefSeq and is a predicted model, not a curated record. The transcript is spliced from 6 exons. Gene Ontology annotation, molecular function: calcium ion binding. The coding region runs from base 230 to 679 and encodes 149 amino acids. Lineage: Eukaryota; Metazoa; Chordata; Actinopteri; Syngnathiformes; Syngnathidae.